AUGCCAGUUAAGGUGCACAGUAACUCAACAGUAUACGACUCCACAUCCGGUAACACCGGAGCAAGUGAGGCCUACAUGUGCUCGCUGAUCGGACUUCCUUACAUUGCCGUUGUCGCUAAAGAUCUCGAGGAGGAGAAGGUGCACCAGAUUACCAGCAAUGGUGGAAAAAUAAUGAAGGUGGAUGUCUCCUUGAGAAAUUAUCAUGCACAAGAGGAAGCGAAAAAAAAUCGAGGUUUUUUCAUCAACCAAUUUGGUAAUGCAGCAGAAUCGGAGGAAAUACAUGAGAGUGGCGAUUUCGAUUUCGAGAGCACAAACAUGUACCACGAAAUCGUCAGCGAUCUGAAGAAAAACAACACUCAAAAGAAGAAGUAUCCUGACUACUUCGUACACAGUUCUGGAACAGGUGGAACGAUCACAUCUGUUGGACGAUACACGAAGCGCUACGAUCUGCCGACAAAAAUUGUUCUCGCUGACUCCGAAUACUCACUGUUUUACGACUACGUCUUAUCAAAUAUGUUCACAAAUGCAUCUGGAACGGAAUAUUGGGUGAAACCUGGAAUAGCAGGAAUUGGCUACGGCUAUAAUGUAAAGCCGGUGAUAUACGGAGAAACGACAAGCUUACAACGGAGCGUCAUCGAUGAAGUGGUAAAAAUGCCUGAUAUCGCUUCAACAGCUGCAAUGCAUGUGCUCAGAGAACGAGGAAUUGAUGGAGGAGCGUCCACCGGUUUAAACUUUCUUGUUUCUCUCUACAAAGCCUACCAAGAAAAAGACAAUAAGAAUUUAAAUGGUCGAUUGACGAUCGUCACAGUGAUUUGUGAUCCAGGCGAGUUCUACAAUAGCACCUACUUCAAUGCAACAUGGAUCGAAGAGGUGUUCGCUAAAAGAGGAGGCAUGAAAGGUCUCAAUUGCUGGAAAAAAGUAGGUCUACAGCCAUUUCUAAAUGCUAAAAAAUGUGUCAAAGCUAUUUGCCACUAA
Messenger RNA from Angiostrongylus costaricensis, 975 nucleotides. The record is from the annotation of a GenBank genome assembly. Lineage: Eukaryota; Metazoa; Nematoda; Chromadorea; Rhabditida; Metastrongylidae.